AUGAAAGUCUUUCCUUCGAAACAUGUGAAAUCCAGCAUUGUUUUUAAGGAGUCAGUUAGGGAUGCUUAUGAAAUCUUGAUUGUUGACGCUUUUUUCAAUUCAGUUUGCCUUAGACUUAUACUAGUCUAUCGAACCCCAACCUGUCAUGCACUUGAGACUUCGAAGUUACUAAAAGUUAUAAGUGAUUUCACUUCAAACAAUGGUCCCAGCUUAGUGCUUGGAGACUUUAAUAUGCCUGACAUUGAUUGGCAGCUUGGAAGUUCAAGCUGUCCACUCUCUAAGGAAUUCAUAGAAAUAGCUAGGUCGCAUAAGCUUGUUCAAUUAGUAAAUGAACCGACCAGAGAUAAAUCCUGUCUUGACCUCGUGUUUUGCAAUUCAUGCUCACUUGUUCACGAGCUCAGGGUCCUCCCACCUAUAGGCACUAGCGACCAUUCAACUAUUGAGUUUCAGAUCAAGGUUUCGUCAGGGCCCACUGUUUUCCUUUCAAUCUCUUCGCUGACGUUUGGCAAUGGACCCAUCGACCGACAUCAGCUUCAACCGGACUCAGAUCCAUCUCAUCUCUUUUCUGUCUUCCCAAAACUUUUCCGAUCGAUGACGCUCUACGCUGAGCAUCUGCUGGCGCUGCCUAACUAUCACUCUGCAGCUGGCAUUGCUUUCGAAAGUUGA
Molecule: messenger RNA, 666 nt
Organism: Ostertagia ostertagi
Lineage: Eukaryota; Metazoa; Nematoda; Chromadorea; Rhabditida; Trichostrongylidae
Source: the annotation of a GenBank genome assembly